UUGGAGUCUCUCGGAGAGUUCAGUGGCAAAUAUACAGACGUAACGGGCAAACAAGCGGGUGGAAUCCACCAAAAUGCAACCCCGAUCAAAUUUAAAUAAUCAGCUCCGCGGUGGUGGAUGAAACAACCGGCCAUGACGACUUUGCUAAUUUUCACCAUCUCUCUCCUGAUUCUGGUCAUCUCUCUCCUCGUCUCUCCUCCUAAAACAAUCAAAAACGAAACCCUAAAUCUCAACUCAACCCGCAAUUACAUAGUCAGAUUCGUCGAGUACAAGAAAUGGGAAGAUCACAGAGAUUAUCUAAGUGAUAAUCUAGGUUUGAAGCUGCAGUGGAAAUGGAUUGAGAGGAGGAACCCGGCCGCCAAGUAUCCCACUGAUUUUGGCUUGCUUUCGAUCCCAGAUGAUGACGAUAGUGUUAUGAAGAAGGUGUUGAUUGAAAAACUGGAGAAAUUGGAGUUGGUUAAGGAUGUUCAUGUUGAUAUGAGUUACGAGAGGAGGAGUUUGCUUGGCAAUUUCAAAACUAGGGAGAGAAUGGGAGCGUUUGUCGAUGGGAGGAAGCGGCCUGGGAAGAUCUUUACAUCCAUGUCGUUUGGUGAAGGCGAUGCGUUUGUUGCUGCUGCCACCACUGCUAAUGCCAGUAUUAAUUGGAGCCGGAAUCUGUUAUCGCAGAAAUCUCAAGUUACAUCUCUGUUUGGAGCAGAAACGAUUUGGUCAAAAGGGUACACCGGAGCAAAAGUUAAGAUGGCAAUAUUUGAUACUGGUAUUCGAGCAGAUCACCCACAUUUUCGCAAUAUCAAGGAGCGCACAAAUUGGACUAACGAAGAUACACUGAAUGACAAUUUGGGUCAUGGGACAUUUGUUGCUGGAGUUAUUGCUGGUGAAGAAGCUGAGUGUCUGGGUUUUGCACCAGAUGCAGAAAUAUAUGCUUAUCGUGUAUUUACUGAUGCGCAGGUGUCAUACACAUCAUGGUUCCUUGAUGCAUUUAAUUAUGCAAUUGCAACCAAUAUGGAUGUGCUGAAUUUGAGCAUUGGCGGUCCUGAUUACUUAGAUAUCCCAUUCGUAGAAAAGGUAUGGGAACUGACGGCUAAUAACAUUAUCAUGGUCUCAGCAAUAGGAAAUGAUGGACCAUUAUACGGUACAUUAAAUAAUCCAGCAGAUCAAAGUGAUGUUAUCGGUGUGGGCGGCAUUGAUUAUAGUGAUCAUAUAGCCUCAUUCUCUUCACGAGGCAUGAGUACUUGGGAGAUUCCUCAUGGCUAUGGUCGAGUGAAACCAGAUGUUGUUGCUUAUGGACGAGAAAUCAUGGGAUCCAAGAUCAGUACAGGUUGCAAAAGCUUGUCAGGAACCAGUGUAGCAAGUCCUGUUGUUGCUGGUGUUGUUUGUCUGCUUGUUAGUGUCAUCCCAGAGAACAAUCGAAAGAAUAUUUUAAAUCCAGCAAGCAUGAAACAAGCUCUGGUUGAGGGAGCUGCAAAGCUUUCUGGCCCAAAUAUGUAUGAGCAGGGUGCGGGCAGAGUUGAUUUGUUGGAAUCUUUUGAAAUUUUGAAGAACUACAAACCUAGAUCAAGCAUCUUCCCUGUUAUUCUUGAUACUACAGAUUGCCCUUAUACAUGGCCAUUUUGUCGUCAACCACUCUAUGCAGGUGCAAUGCCUGUUAUCUUUAACACUACCAUUUUAAAUGGAAUGGGGGUAAUUGGUUAUGUUGAAAAUCCCCCAACAUGGCAUCCUUUUUCGGAGGAAGGCAAUCUUGUUAGCAUCCAUUUUACUUAUUCCGAUGUCAUUUGGCCCUGGACUGGAUACCUGGCGUUGCAUAUGCAAAUCAAGGAGGAAGGAUCUCAUUUCUCAGGGGUGAUCGAAGGCAAUGUAACUGUUAAAAUCCAUAGCCCACCGGCCCCUGGAGAGAAGGUCCAUCGAAGCAGUACUUGUGUCCUACAGUUAAAAUUGCAAGUAAUUCCUACUCCUCCAAGAUCUGCGAGAGUACUGUGGGAUCAAUAUCACAGUAUCAAAUAUCCACCGGGUUACAUUCCAAGAGAUUCUCUUGAUGUUCGAACUGACAUUCUUGACUGGCAUGGGGAUCACCUGCACACAAAUUUCCAUAUCAUGUUCAACAUGUUAAGAGAUUCAGGGUAUUAUGUGGAAGUACUUGGUUCACCUCUUACAUGCUUUGAUGCUAAUCAAUAUGGGACACUUAUGAUGGUAGAUCUAGAAGAUGAGUAUUUUCCUGAGGAGAUAAAGAAGUUGAGGGAUGAUGUUAUCAAUUCAGGACUGGGUCUGGCUGUUUUUGCCGACUGGUAUAACGUGGACACAAUGGUUAAGAUGAGAUUUUUUGAUGAUAAUACACGUAGCUGGUGGACCCCUGUAACUGGCGGUGCAAAUGUCCCAGCACUAAAUGAUCUUUUGGCCCCACUUGGAAUUGCAUUCGGAGAUAAGAUUCUUAAUGGUGAUUUUUCUGUUACUGGUGAGCAGAGUCGAUAUGCAUCUGGAACCAACAUAGUAAAAUUUCCGAGGGGUGGUUAUGUACACAGCUUCCCCUUCUCGGAUGACUCGGAAAGUGGAGCCACACAGAACAUCUUGGUCUCCAGCACAACCAAGGCAGAUACACCUAUUCUCGGAUUUUUGGAGGCAAGUAGUGGUCGAGUAGCUGUGUAUGGGGAUUCCAAUUGUUUGGACAGCAGUCAUAUGGUUACGAACUGUUUUUGGCUUUUGAAGAAAAUUUUGGAAUUUACCAGCAAGAACAUUAAAGAUCCAGUGCUUUUCUCAGAAUCUAUUAAACAAGAUAAACCUUUGCACCAAGAAGACAACCAGUUACCAUCUCGUAGAACUGAUGUAAAUUUCUCCACCUAUUCCGCUGUUGUCGGAAAGGAAUUGAUUUGCAGAAGUGACUCCAGAUUUGAAGUUUGGGGAACGAGGGGUUAUAGUUUACAGUUCAGCAGAAGAAAUCGCAAAUUGCCUGGGUAUCCAGUUAGUGCUUUGAGUAGAAACAUAAGUUUUGAUUUAGAGAUGUCUGGCUUAAAGAGUUUCGAAACAGCUAAAAGCAAUAUACUUGACUCGACGAACAAGUACUUGGGCUUAUUUAAUAAGGACGAUCUUGAUGUGCCUGUGCAAGUUGCAAGCCGCUGGUUUGUUCCUGUUAUUGUUGCUGUUUCUGGUCUUCUGCUCUUGAGCUUCUGGAGAAUUCAGAAGAAGAGAAGGCGCCGAAGGAAGGGAUCUGGAACAGGCCGUUACAGCAGUCCAUAGCUUUGAGCAUAUAUGUUUGCCACGCCAAGGAGAAAAAGCACGGGCAAAGAGGAUGCUACAUUGAAAGCUGAAUCAAAAGCUAGGUCUCUAACUGCAAUCUCAAGUCCUCCAAUUGUGACCAUGGAACCUGUGGAUGUGGACCUACCCAUUCCCGAAAAUCAAAAGCAAGAACUAUUGAAGUGAUACACUGGAGUGAUUAUGUGAUAGAAAGUAACACUAAAAGUAAGGAUUGUAGACAGAGGCAGCAACUGAUAUAUUAGAAGGCAAAUUCUGUGGUAUUAAUUCUUUUGUGCCCAUCACCUGAUGAUCAUAGUAUAUGCUGACAAAUUUUGUUAUCUAGGAUAAGUAGAUUGACAUUAAGCUGUUUUAAACAGUUGUCCGUCAGCUUCUGUACAUAUCAAGUUAUGGCGACAUCUUAUGUAACAGUUUCCUCAGUAUUAUCUGGUUAAAUAUCUCUUUAAAUGGAGAAAAGAGAAGAAAUUCUUAAAUUUCUUAAAA
This is a messenger RNA of Daucus carota subsp. sativus, 3726 nucleotides long. Its product is annotated as subtilisin-like protease SBT6.1. NCBI's taxonomy places the organism in Eukaryota, Viridiplantae, Streptophyta, Magnoliopsida, Apiales, Apiaceae. Gene Ontology annotation, biological process: proteolysis. The coding region runs from base 118 to 3228 and encodes 1036 amino acids. The record is from RefSeq and is a predicted model, not a curated record. Gene Ontology annotation, cellular component: Golgi apparatus. The transcript has 11 exons. Gene Ontology annotation, molecular function: serine-type endopeptidase activity.